Messenger RNA from Hyphopichia burtonii NRRL Y-1933, 4023 nucleotides. It is a transcript of the gene MSB2, whose product is annotated as Msb2p. Gene Ontology annotation, cellular component: site of polarized growth; plasma membrane; extracellular region. The transcript has a single exon. The record is from RefSeq and is a predicted model, not a curated record. Bases 494 to 3586 code for a protein of 1030 amino acids. Gene Ontology annotation, molecular function: osmosensor activity. NCBI's taxonomy places the organism in Eukaryota, Fungi, Ascomycota, Pichiomycetes, Serinales, Debaryomycetaceae. Gene Ontology annotation, biological process: hyperosmotic response; fungal-type cell wall organization; osmosensory signaling pathway via Sho1 osmosensor.
AAAAAAAAUAAAGAAAGAAAGAGAGGUAAAAAAAAAAAAAAAACAAAACAAAAACUAAAAAAAACACAAAAAAGACUUUACAACACUCGCUAAAAUUUAAAUCCUUUUCUUUUUUAUAAUCCUUUUGUUUUGGCCUGAUUUUUAGAUUUUUAUUAGUUUCUCUUUCUCUUCUUCUUCUUUUCUUCUUCUUUAUAGGAUACCCAUACCACUCGUUUGUUGUUUAACUUAAACCUCAAGACCCUCCUCUUCUAUCCAUCAACAUUUAACGACAGCCUACCCUCGAACCAUCUCCAUCAAGCAAUAAGAGAUAAUUGAUCAUUUUUAUAUACCCUUGUAUUCGACAAAAUCUUUUAUCAUCUACUCGUUCCAUUGAUUAAUCUAUAAUCUGUCCAUUCGUUCUUUAAAAACCUACUUUCAUUCAUUCUUUAAUUAGCCGCCCAUCCACUUUAACUGUUUAUCCAUUCUUUUUCAUUCGACCCCCUAUGUAUCAAUAAUGUAUUUCAAUAUCAACUUGACUUGUGCGGUUCUUAUCUUAUCAUACAUUAAUAAUGUUAAUGGUGAUUGGUUUGGUAAUAACCAAGAUUCCUCUUCCGAAUCUUUGAAUAACAUUUUUGAUCAACUGGCCCAAAAAAAUCCUUUCCAACCUCCUUCUUCUACUUUGCAAAGUGAUUCAGUUACUCCUUCCACCAAACCAACUAGUUCUUCAUCUGCUAGUUCAACCGGUACCCCAACCGGUACCCCAACCACUACUGGCUCCACCGAAUCACCAAGUAAUGGGUUUAAUAAUUUCUUUGGUAGUAUUUUUGGUCAAUCAGAUGGUAAAUCUAGUUCAACUACACCAGAAUCAACUCAAGAAACUACCUCAGAUUCUUCAACCCAACCAACCGCUGAACAAACCAAUGAAGCUACCUCUUCCACUAAUACUCAACAAUCUACUUCUUCUACUAAGAAAGAUACCCCAGAUUCCACCUCUUCAACUAAAGAAGAUACUUCUUCUACUGAAGCAAAACCAACUUCAACCUCAAAGGGUUCAGGUAAAUUAGCUUCCUCUUCGAAAAAGAAUGAAAACCCUGAGUCCGAUUCUGCUACCACCACCACUUCUUCUUCGGCUGAUACUACUUCUAGUACUCCUACUUCUUCUAGUACUUCUAAAAGUAAUAUCUUUGAUUUCUUAAACUUUGGUGAUUCUUCCUCAUCCUCAUCCACUACUCCUUCUGCCUCAUCCACUACUCCUUCUGCCUCGUCCACUUCCUUGGCUGAACCUUCAACUGCAGAGCUUGAUUCUUCUAGUCCCACUCCAAGUCCUACUCCAAGUUCGACUAGUGAAACUCCAAGUCCUACUCCAAGCUCUACCUCUAGUACUUCAAAUAAUGAAGCUACUUCAGAAUCCACCACUGCUUCCCCUUCAGAUUCAGAUUCAACUACUUCCUCAACUGAUUCCUCAACCGAUUCCACCUCUUCAUCUUCAAAUGAUUUCCUUGGUAUCAGUAUUCCAAAUCCUUUUGAGAAAUCUUCCUCCUCUUCUGAAACUGCUUCUCCUUCAGUUUCUGAUCCAGCUUCUUCAACUUCAUCACCCUCGCCUUUAGCUUCUGCAUCAGCCGCCUCUGAAUCUAUUGCUUCAGCUUCUGCUGCUUCCUUAACUGGUUCUUCAUUCUUAAGCCCAGCCUCUUCCUAUAUCUCAAGUUCACCUUCUGGUUCUGAUUCUUUCGCUGAGGCCACCGAAACUGCAUUGAGUGGUUCUUCAACUGGUUCUUUUGUAAGUGGUUCUUCAGACUCUUAUGCUAGUCCAACUAUUUCAUCUUAUUCAUCAUAUGGUACCAGUAGUCCUUAUGCUAGUUCAACUUCUGAAUUACCAACUGGUUUAGUCAGUAGUGGUUCUCAAACUGGUUAUUAUUCUGGUUCUUCCUUUGUUACUGGUUCUACUUUACCUUCUGAUUAUAGUUCUUUAUUAUCAUCCGAACUUGCUACUGAUUCAUUUUCUAGCCCUUCACCAUCAGGAUCUUUUGCUAGUCCAUCACCAUCAGGAUCUUUUGCCAGUCCCUCACCAUCAGGAUCUUUUGCCAGUCCAUCACCAUCAGGAUCUUUUGCCAGUCCCUCUCCAUCAGGAUCUUUUGCUCCCCUUAUCAGUGCUUCUGCUGAGUCUUUGAAUGAAUCAUCCACUAUUGAUUCCUCCGCAUCUUUAUUAUCUGCCUCUGCAGUUUCUUCUGUUAAUGCUUCUGAAACUUCAGCUUUAGCUUCUGACUCACUUGCCUCUUCAACCAUUGCUUCUGAAGAGUCUAGCUCAAGUGCUAAUUCUACUUUAGCUACCGCUUCUUUUGCAAGUGAAAGUCUUUUUGAAUUUGCAAGCUCCACUGGGUCGGCUUCUGAAACUACUUCCUUAUCAGCUACUGAAUCAGCUACUCCAUCAGCUUCUGAUGUUUCAAGCGUUCAUGUUUCUUCCGCUAAGUAUUAUGAAUCAACUGCUGAAACAUAUUCAUCAGCUUCUCCAUCAAAAGGCUCUUACUCCCCUCAAUCUUACGUUACUUCAUCAGCUGUUGAAUCAUCCACCCCUGCAAGCUCUUCUUACGCUUCAAUUACAUCAGCUCCUUCUAGUUCAUCAGUUGAAUCAAGCUUUACAUCAGAAUCAGCUUCUAGUAGCUCCACUACUAAAAAUUGGUUACCAUCGCAAUUAGUGAUUGAAGAAACUACCUCAGCAACUCCUUCUAACUCUGGUUCAGAAGUUGUUCAAGCUUCAUCAACCACUGACACUGCUACUUCUGGUUUACCAAAAGCAAUUAGUCCUGCAACCCCAGCUCCAGAUCCAGGUGAAGAAUAUAAGAUUGUUUAUAUCGGUUUCAAGAAGAGAUUGAAUUAUCCAUUCGUUGUUGAUCAUUACUUAUCUUCUGCUCAAAUCUUCAACUAUUUACCAGAUACUUUGGUUGCACCAUUUUCUGAUGGAACUGAUUAUAAAGAUGUUUCAGUUAAAAGAUUAAUUCCUUUCACUGCUGAUGGUAUUGAUUAUACCAUUACUGUUGCUGAAACUUAUUUCCCUAAGAACUCUGUUGAUGCUUUAUCUCAAUUCGUCAGCAAAGCUGAUUCUCAAUUAUACAGAAACUCUGAUCCUGUCCAACAAUCACUUGCUCUUUUAAUUGAUAGCAGAAUACCAAUCACUGGUAUCGAUACUUCAGGUUCUUCAGGCUCUAGCAGUAGUUCAGGUGGCUCCACAAAGAAUAAUGGUUCAAUGGAUGGUGCUAAUAAACUGGUAAAAAAUAAAGGUAAAGUUGCUGGUAUUGCAAUUGGUGCAGCCGCUGGAUGUGGUAUUUACAUGUCCUUGAUGGUCUUAUUAUUUAAAAGAUAUAAGAAAAGUCAAGCUAUCACCUUACCUCCAUCAGAUCUGGAAAGUAAUGUCGGUAUGAAUAGUGAAAGAUCCACAAUUCAAUUAUCCAGUGGAUUUUCUGCAGUAUUCAAUAGAAUUAAUGUAAAUGAUGCCACUUCAGAAGAAGCGAAUCGGUCGGCAAAUGGAUCAGCAAAUGGAUCGGCCAACGGAAGAAGCGUUCAAAUUUCUGAACCGGUUAAUGCUUCAAACUCUUUGGGUUGGGCUCAUUGAGCUAAUUGAUUAAUUUUUUUUUUUCUUUAGUCUUAUAAAAGCUUUGUUUUUUUUUUUUUUCCAUUUUUUAUUUUUUUUUUUAAAAAAGAAAAAAAUUAUUGCCUAAUAGCAUCAUUGAUGAUAUGUUAGAAGUUUGCUUUUUAUUUUGUUUUAAUACCUGACAUUGAAUUAAUUCCAAUGAUUUGUUAAAUGUUAUCAAGGUCAUAAUUUUUUUUUUAUUAUUGUUAAUUUUAUAAAAAGAAGAAUGAACUUCCCGAUGUUUUUUGUUUAUUUUUAUUUAAAAGUCUGUCAUAAUUUCGAAGAAUUCCCUUUGUCUUUCACUUUUUUUUUGAGUUUUUUCGUUUGACUUCUUCUGUUGUCCCAAUUGACUCUCCAUAAUUCCUAAUAAAUGGAAUUAUAACUCCCCUUGUGAAUUGUUUUCAAGAAGUAUUUUUUCC